ACCUCUCGCUUGAAGACAGCUGGGAUAGGCUCCAGCAUCCCCAGCGACCCUCGUGAGGAAAAAGCGAUGAAUGAAAAUGAAAAUGUUUGAAAGUGAAUGAAUGUUUAAUGGUGCUUGCACAGCAGUGGUUUGUGCGCAGUCCUCACAGCUAGGAGACCCAAGUUUGAGUCACCCCUCGGUCAUCUCUGGAGUUUGCAUGUUCUCCCCAUGCAUGCGUGGGUUUUCUCCAGGGAUUCCGGUUUCCUCCCACAUUCCCAAAACGUGACCUUGUGAGGAUAAGCGGUUGAAAAUGAAUGAACGUUUAAUUGUUAAAUGCAUUUGAGGAUAAUGGUGGCUGUUUUUGAAUACACUGGACAAAAUUACAGGAAGAGACUUAAAAAAAAUGUAAAAAGAAUAAAAAAUAGGCUUUAAUUACAACUCCACACCUGAGGGAGGCAGAACUGCACCAGAAUGUGCUGGCUAUGCAUACCGGAAGUCGUAAACAAGGAAAGGAAAAAGGAUAGCAGGUUAGCUGACACUGUCUGUAAAUCCGCCUUAAUUAUUUCACAAUAAACUCGUUUUCGUGAACUUUGAAGCUCCUCGGGGAGCUUAGCAUGCUAGCUGCUCAAAAGAGACGCAGACGUUCACACGUCGCCAAACAGAGAUCAAAUGUGAGUGUUGUGAUUGUGUGAACAUGUUUAAAGUACAAAUGCUGAAAUCGUUGGUGAAUCAGCGUCUGACCGCUGCUGUUGAAGAAAUAUUUGUAGUGUUUGAAAAAACCAUAGCGGAGUACGAGGAGGAACUUUCUCGAACAAAAGUCGAGAACGAGCGACAACGUCAACUACUGGAUGCCUUUUACAAGACGCAAGUUGUGGUGCACAGAGCAGACGUCAUUGAAGGAGAUCCUCCCGCUGAGAAGCAGGAUUGGAGCACCUGGAUGGCACAGAAGGAGCACCAGUCCCCCCACAUUAAAGAGGAAGAGGAGGAUCACAGCAUCAGUCAGGAGGGAGAACAUUUAGAAGAGCUGGAGGAGUUUCUAGUGAUUCGUGUCCCUGUAAAGAGUGAAGAUGAUGAAGAUGAAGGUCAUAGUCAGGAGAUGAGAGAAGCGGAGCCUCCAUGCAGCAGUUCAGCACAUCACAUGACAGCGGAAGUUGAUGGAGACCACUGUUCAAGACCACAAGCGGACAAUACUUUAGGUCCACUAUCAGAUAGUGACGACACAACGUCACACUCUCCUAACACUGAUGAUGACGAUGACGACGACGACGACGCUAAAGUUGAUAGGACAUGUCACACUGACAACACACACAGGAAGUGCUCUCAAUGUAACAAAACCUUUAAAUGCCGUAGUAAUCUGAAAAUACACAUGAGAACCCACACAGGAGAGAAACCAUACAUUUGUUCAGUUUGUGGUAAAAGUUACUCUCAGAAGAUACAUUUAACGAUACACACAAGAACACACACCGGAGAGAAACCUUUUUCCUGUUCAGUUUGUGGUAUCGGCUUUGAACGAAGAGAUAAGUUGAAAACACACUCAAGAAUACACACCGGAGAGAAACCUUUUUCCUGUUCAGUGUGUGGUACAGGUUUUGCACGAAAUCAGGAUUUAAAAAGACACACCAGAAUACACACAGGAGAGAAACCUUUUUCCUGCUCAGUGUGUGGUAUAAAUUUUGUACGAACUCAAGAUUUAAAAAGACACAUGAGAAUACACACUGGAGAAAACCCUUUUUCCUGUUCCUUCUGUAACAAAAGCUUUUGCGAUCGAACACCGCUUGUAAGACACAUGAGAAUACACACCGGCGAAAAAGUGUUCAGCUGCAGUGUGUGUGGCGAAAGAUUCUCUUAUAAGUACCAGGUUAACAAUCACAAGUGUGCUGGUGAGAAUAGCAGCGGGACAUGAAGUUGCAGUUAAAUAAACUGUCAGACUUUGAUACCUGUCUUUCUAACAGCAUCAUUGUGUGCGUAAGGUAUUUCAGUGAUAUGCUGCUUCCACCAUUUAAAUGCAAUAAAAACAGGAAAGAAAAGUUGUGACAAUGUCAG
Doryrhamphus excisus (bluestripe pipefish) is the source of this 2022-nucleotide messenger RNA. RefSeq lists its product as uncharacterized. Gene Ontology annotation, biological process: regulation of gene expression. The record is from RefSeq and is a predicted model, not a curated record. Lineage: Eukaryota; Metazoa; Chordata; Actinopteri; Syngnathiformes; Syngnathidae. Gene Ontology annotation, cellular component: nucleus.